Molecule: messenger RNA, 1480 nt
Organism: Nannospalax galili (Upper Galilee mountains blind mole rat)
Lineage: Eukaryota; Metazoa; Chordata; Mammalia; Rodentia; Spalacidae
Product: fructose-1,6-bisphosphatase 1-like
Biological process (GO): gluconeogenesis; fructose metabolic process; sucrose biosynthetic process
Cellular component (GO): cytoplasm; cytosol
Molecular function (GO): fructose 1,6-bisphosphate 1-phosphatase activity
Source: RefSeq, a predicted model, not a curated record
CGGACAGUCGCGCGGCCCCUCCGCAGACAGUCUGUGACUGUAGGUCCGCGUGUCCUCCCGCUGCGAUCCUCCUCCCGCACCUGCAGCGCCUGUAGCUCCUACAGCCCGCACCUGCGCUGCACCUGCAAACACCUGCGCCCGCACCUGUGCUCGGCCCCAGCAUGGCGGACCAAGAGCCGUUCGACACGAAUAUCAACACCCUGACCCGUUUCGUCAUGGAGGAGGGCAGGAAGGCUCGUGGCACGGGCAAGAUGACCCAGCUGCUGAACUCGCUCUGCACCGCGGUCGAAGCCAUCUCCUCUGCUGUGCAGAAGGCCGGCAUCGCUCAGCUCUAUGGCAUCGCUGGCUCAACCAAUGUGACAGGGGAUCAAGUGAAGAAGCUGGAUGUCCUCUCCAACGACCUGGUCACCAACAUGUUGAAGUCGUCCUUCUCCACCUGUGUUCUUGUGUCUGAAGAGGAUAAACACGCCAUCAUAGUAGAACCCGAGAAGAGGGGAAAAUAUGUGGUCUGUUUUGACCCCCUUGAUGGUUCCUCCAACAUCGACUGUCUUGUGUCCAUUGGAACCAUUUUUGGCAUCUAUAGAAAGAAAACUACUGAUGAGCCUUCUGAGAAGGAUGCCCUGCAGUCAGGCCGGAACCUGGUGGCAGCUGGCUACGCCCUGUAUGGCAGUGCUACCAUGUUGGUCCUUGCCACAGAGAGUGGUGUUAACUGCUUCAUGCUGGACCCGGCCAUCGGAGAGUUCAUUCUGGUGGAUAGUAAUGUGAAGAUCAAGAAGAAAGGUAAUAUCUACAGCCUUAAUGAGGGCUAUGCCAAGGACUUUGACCCUGCCGUCACUGAGUACAUCCAGAGGAAAAAGUUUCCCCCAGAUAAUUCUGCUCCCUAUGGUGCCAGGUAUGUGGGGUCCAUGGUGGCUGAUGUUCACCGCACUCUGGUGUAUGGAGGGAUCUUUUUAUACCCUGCCAACAAGAAAAGCCCCAAUGGAAAGCUGAGGCUGCUGUAUGAAUGUAAUCCGAUGGCCUUGGUCAUGGAGAAAGCAGGAGGAUUGGCCACCACAGGGAAGGAAGCUGUACUAGACAUUGUUCCCACUGAUAUCCACCAGAGGGCGCCAGUCAUCAUGGGGUCCCCAGACGACGUGAAGGAGUUCCUAGAGAUAUACAAGAAGCACUCUGCAAAAUGAAGUUCCUGCCUCACCCUCCGCCAAAGCAGUGCCUUUUAUCUGGACCUCUGGUCUCACGUGCUACCCUAAUCUGACUGUGCGUUGCAGAUUCCUAGACAGUGGACGAAACAGCGUGGGUAUUUUCACAAUCCAAUGCCUUGAAGUGCCCGGUGCUGCCUAACCCACAUGCUAUCUUGGUAAUGGCACUGUGGUCAGUAUAUAUUUUGAGUAGGUGAAGAAGAAAUAAACACAGUUUUCCUUUAUAAAAGAAUUCUUCAUUGCUUUGUGUCAGAUAAUAAAUACACAGAACAUUAAACAACUCA